AUGCUUAUAGGUAUCGCUGACAAACUUGUAGAAGCACGGUCGUUUCUUCUCGAAGAGCUGUUCAACAAGUUUUCGGGCCCUCUUGAUUUAGCUUCUUCUAUACAGGUGGUGAAUAAUGUGCGCAAAAUGCCUUAUCUUACGCCUACACAACUACGUGCGUGUAUUUUGCAACACAGGGACAUGUAUUUGGAUAGACAGAUACUCGAUAUAACGAAUCACCCUGAAUUCGCUAUUCGUGCUAUUGAGAUAUAUCGGGACUGCAUGUAUGACACACUUGUUCUAUACCUGGCUGUGUUUCCUGAAAGUGAAACAGUUCGGAAGGAUUUGUCCCUGGAUCCUCGUUGGGAAACCUGGCCGUCGAGUGCACCAUCUUCAGUUCUUGGUCAGUGGACAGCACGCAAUAUAACCAGAUUGUUGGAUCUAAUUUCUAGAACGGAUAUGAAGAGUGGUGUUGACAUGUGCACUGUAUGGUCGAAGCUGAUGUCUUUAGCAGCAUCCCUUGGUCGUAUGGGUCUAGAUUUUCGCUCUCUGGUGGUGAACUCUUUGGUGAAAGUAUCUCUAGAGCGCUUUACUUCAGCUGUUCGAACGGCUACAAACAAGUUCCUCAAUGAAACAAAAGUGUUGUCCGUGUCUAGCGGAGAACUUUCAUCGCUAUCCGACCGUGGAGCACCAACCAGUGGCCCACCGCAACCAUCUCCAGAGAUUUCCAUGUGGGACGACAUAUGUGUCUAUGGGAACGCUAUUCUUGAAGCUCUCAAUAAUCUUCGCUACACUCCAAGUCCCAUGCUCAUACAAAGUGUGGUUCUUUGCUUACGAGACUCGUUGCGCAGUAUACUACUGUGGUUGCUUGGUCACUCAUCGUCAGCGCAUUUCGCUAAAGCUGUGGAGAUUUUCUGCCUCCAUUUUGGACCCUUCAUUGGGCGAUGCAUUCGAUUCCUGUUCCCGUUUUCAGCUAUCACAAGGCUAUUUGGGACGUCCAUUAGCCCUCAGAUUUAUGAGUCGUUCACUGAGAUCGACAUGCCAGCCCUAAUCGCUUCGUGCGAUGGUGGUGAACGAAUUGAGGAAAUCCUUCAGAAUCUGUCGGCUCGAGAGAAGUUCUUGACUCUUGGAGAAGUUCUCGUUUCUCAGCAAGAACAGAUGACUGCUCCACAAGCAGAUGCUUCUGCUGCAGCAGAUGAGCCUGGCCAGCAAGAGGUCAAAGCUUACGAAUUUUCGGACACCUCCAUGUGCACUCCUCCACAGCAUGAAUCAAGCAGCAUUCAUUUCGACAUAGGUGAUGAUCCAGAAGAAGCUGUGUUAGAAAAAUCAGAUUCAAUUUCUGCAAGCAAAUCAGUUGAUGUUGAAACUGCAACCAGUCGUUCCCAGCCUGACUCAGAAGAAAAGUCGGAGUCAGUUCCUGUGAGCGAUUUAGAUGUUAGGACUGCAACUAGCCAUGCUCAUCCGGAUAUGGACACAGUGGACACUCAGUUAUCAAUAGCAACCGACGAUGAUCUCCCGGCACUGGUGGACACGGCUCCCAGUCCUUUUUACAGUGAAACGGAGUUAGUAUCUACACAGGAGGCUGAUCUGCAGAGCGACAAACAAGUUUUCGAAAGAAGUGAGCAUGCCAAAAAAGACUAA
Cooperia oncophora is the source of this 1620-nucleotide messenger RNA. NCBI's taxonomy places the organism in Eukaryota, Metazoa, Nematoda, Chromadorea, Rhabditida, Trichostrongylidae. The record is from the annotation of a GenBank genome assembly.